AGAAACGUCAAAAAAAACUCAAAAAGCCGCAUCGGCGAUAUUUGUUUUAAUUUAUUUUUAUUGUUAUUUUGUUUUAAAUUAGGGUUAAAAACAAUAGUUGAGUGCUACAACCAUAGUUUAAUCUAGUCCUGUAUUGUAAUUUGCUUGCAGUCUGUAGCGGUGACUUUGUGCCAUAAAAUAAUGUAAUUCACGAUCCUUUGUUAUUGAGUUCAGUUUCCUUGAGUUUUCGAUUGGUAAUUGUAAAUUGUUACCGCGUGAAAACGAAUAAUCGUGAAUGACCUUCGUUAUGUGAUAACGUGAUCUUAAAUACGAGCGAAUUACAGUUGAUUCAACUAGUAAGAAGAAGAAGAAUCUGUUGGAAUUUAAUUUUGGAACAAAAUGGCUAUUUCAGUCAGAAGUUUUGUUUUGAUUAGCCUGAUUUUCCUUAACGAAGGCACACUCCAAUAGGACUCUUACAAGAAAAUGUCCACAAUACAAGAGAAACAAACUGUUUGGCCAGGUAAUGAUAAUAUCAAUGCUAAAUAUGAAAAAUGUCUUAACAUCACUGAAGAGAUAUACAAGAGAAUAAAUAUUACAUUUCAAAUUAAAAAACUGGAAACAGCAAGCCAAAGUAAUGUUUCAGAUCAAAGUGACCAAAUAGACAGCAACGAAUUGAGCAAUGAGACGGACCUGUUUGCCUGUGAUAAAAGCAGCAUAUCAAGCAGUACGGAAGCAGAGAAACCAGUACUGGUACCAACAAAAUAUGUCAACAUUAACAAUAAUGAAGAGAAGCCGAGGCCUGCUGUUGUUUACAAAAAGCCUAGGAAACGAUUUCGCAAGAGAGUUAAGAAGCGACAGACUAAGAAACAGAGCGAAAGUGACGGAUCAAGUGAUGAAGCUUUGCCUCUCAGUCGUAUUGUGGAUGUUGACAUUGAUAAAUGCUUGAGCGAAGGUCAGGAGUCAGCGGAUAACGUUAUGGGAGUUCCCAACAUUAUUUUACUUGCUAAAGAUAUGAAACCAAAAACUAAACAAAACGACAAGAAAGUAGCUAAAAAGUAUAUAGAUACAAAACAUAUUGUAAAUGAGGGAUCUCUACGAUUCGAUGAGAAGAAAGAGAUAGAAACAUCGAAGAGCACACAGUACGACAAUGUGGAGAAUAUAAAGAGUCCUACAAAAGAUGCCAAGAUAUCAUUAGAGAUGAAGUGUUGUACUAUGUGUAAUUUACCAUUUCGUGGUGAGAGAGGUCUGAGACGUCAUAUUGCUAUGUCGCAUAUAGUUAGUGACGCGACCGAUGAGUAUAGAAGAGAUAAGGAAACUAAGCCAGCAUAAACUGGUAAGUGAUUUCAUUAAAUACGAUUAAGGGGGGGGGGGGGUGUCGACUAUAAAUAAAUAUUAUACAACAUCACAAAUACAUUGCUCAAUUCCCAAGAUGACUAGCUAAAGCCCCCGCAUUAUAGAGUAUCUGAGAUAAUGAAGGUACCACAACACCCAGACGUGUGACAGUAUAGAAAAGUCCAUUUUCCACAUUGACCUUAUCGACAGUCGAAACUGGGACCUCGGCGACAUUUUGAAACCGGCGUGCGAAACACUCGGCUACAGAGGUAGUGUAUGUCUUAUUUCUUCUUGGAAGGGAUAGGGAGUCUUGAUAAUAAGCCAGAUGACUAUUGUUUGUUUGUCUGUCCGUAGGACAGAUUAUUACAGAAUAUUAUACACGUAUUUUUCGCUUAAUCAGUAAAUUAAAUCGCUACUUUGAGUUAAAAUGUUGCAUAACCUCAAACCUUUUUUAUAUUUUCUACAUAGUUGUGACGUAUCAUGCCCCCACUCCUCAACUUUAAUGCCUGUUUAAGCCAUUUCUUGUUAAAAAGUCAAACUCAUUAAUAUGAUUGUUUGUUAUCUUUUUUAUAGUUCAACGACUUCAGUUAUAUUUUAAAGGUUCAUCUGUAUUAAGAUUACAUUUUAAAUAUUUAGCGUUGUCCCUCUCUCCCUCUUGUAAGAAAAAAAAAACAGCCCUCCCCCAUUAUCUUGCAUAAUAAAUGGAUAACGCUUAUUAUGUUUGUGUUUCACUUCUAGAUGUACCAAGAAAGAAGAAGAACGUAUCGACUAUUUUGUUAUAUAAUAUUUAUGUAUACACAUAGCAAUAUGUCAGGUUAUCACAGUAUCAUGCAUAUUAUUUUGAAUUUAAUUAUCAGUGUUAAGAUUGGAGAUAUUGAACAGCUUUAGAUAGCCUGAUGUGUUAUACAAAACUGUAUAAUAUCUCCAUUCAUUUUAAACUUUAAUGCUUUGUUAAUAGAGUUCUAUAUCAGUUAAAGAAAUUUGUUAUACUGUGGUAGCCUGAUGUGCAGCGUGUACGCUGUGAGUUGUUUUCGUGC
This is a messenger RNA of Diatraea saccharalis (sugarcane borer), 2348 nucleotides long. The record is from the annotation of a GenBank genome assembly. NCBI's taxonomy places the organism in Eukaryota, Metazoa, Arthropoda, Insecta, Lepidoptera, Crambidae.